Messenger RNA from Podarcis raffonei (Aeolian wall lizard), 3098 nucleotides. Its product is annotated as serine/arginine repetitive matrix protein 1-like. NCBI's taxonomy places the organism in Eukaryota, Metazoa, Chordata, Lepidosauria, Squamata, Lacertidae. The transcript is spliced from 5 exons. Bases 277 to 2919 code for a protein of 880 amino acids. The record is from RefSeq and is a predicted model, not a curated record.
UAUGCUUGAGUUUCAGGUCCUCUCAUUUCAGAAUUGAAACCUCAGCUGUGGGGCAGGAGCCACUCUUGGGGGUUAUUUGCCUCUCAGCCCAGCCCAGCUCAGAGGGCUGGAUGAAUGCCACCCAUUCUGCUGCUGGCUGACUGAUCACAGGGAGGCCCUGAGCCAACCAGGGUGGACUACAGAAGACAUUUGUGAUGCAAGCGUUACCUCGGGAGAAGGGGCCCUGUGAACUCCCUGCCUGGAGUCCGGCCAGAGCAGCUGCCUUGCCCCAAGACCAUGCUGGCAAACCUGCUGGAUGCCAUCCCAAAUAGCUGCCAUUUGCUGUUGCUGCUGGUGGUGGUGCUUUUGUUGCUGUUCGCCGGUAACUGGGCUGCUGAAAACGUGAGAAUAUCCUGGGUUCCUCCUUGUCUCAAGAAGAAGCAGACCAAGCACCCAGCAGCGUGGAUAACACCUUUAGAAGGAGCAAGAGACAUCAGCACAGACACGGAAGUGAGAUGGAACACAAGCACAGAAUCGGGAAAGAGAUCGUGCGAGACCCUAAGCUUGCAUCGCACUCUGCACACCUUGGACAAGAACAUCCAGUAUCUCGCCUGGCAAAUGCAACGCAUCAGCGGCACGAUCUCGCGGACUCCAUCCAAUGUCUCCAUGGGGUCUGUCACCUCCAUCUGCAGCUGGGGCCAUUCCUCAGGAGGAGGAGGAGGAGGAGGAGGAGAUAUAGAGGAGGAAGAGGUCGAAGUUGACACCACCUGCUACAGCUGGUCAGCAGUGCCCCCCUCCCUGGCUCCUACCUCCCUGGACAAAGCAGCGGCAGCCCCAGCAGCUCAUCUCCCCAAACCCCCCAGGGUGGUCUGCCACCAGCCCCACCACCAACCCCACCACCAGCCCCACCCCUGCCCCAAGCAGGACUCCAGCCUGUACCAGAAGCGGCUGCAGGGGCAAUGGGGGAGCACCACGCCCUGCUCGGACUCCACCACCAGGCGCAUCUGCACCCCCCCUCCCUGGCACCCCACCAACAAACACCCCAGCGGCCCGGCCCACCCACCAAAACCGUCCAACAGGAUCGGCUUCCUAGACUACAAGUCCCAAGAGCUGCUCAACUGGCACGUCCACACCAAGCAACGCCAGAAGGAAGAGGAUGCAGUGCUGGCAAUGCUCUCUCGCCGGGACCCCAGCCCCAAAGGCAGGGCCUGGAUGGUCAGCCUCGAAGCUCCCAAAGGCGGGGUCCCUCAGUGGGCCGCCAGCCCGCAGCUGUCCACAGGCCAGAGGUCGCGCAGCCGCACGCCCCCUCAGCCCCACCCGGCAGGCCGCCAGAGCCCGCCCAAGACCCUCCACGUGCGCAGUCCGUGCCCCAGGCCCCCCACGCCGCCCCGGGAAGAGCUACUGACUCCCCCCAUCCUCGUAUGCAAGACCAUGAGUCACAGCAGCCUCCGGGGCCUGGCCAUGGGCGAGGUGGGCAGCGAGGCUGCCAAGGAGGGCCUGGAGACUCUCCUUGGCCUCUUCGGCCCUGGCAAAAGCCCCCUGGCCAAGGAGCUGAGCAGACCCGGGACCCCCAAGGAGAAGGAGAGGGAUGUCGGGGGCAGUCGGAGGCCCCACAGCAACCCCAAGGAGACCAGAGCCGCCAGCCCGAAGGCCAGAGCUGCCAGCCCAAAGGCCAGAGCCGCCAGCCCAAAGGCAAGGGCCGCUAGCCCGAAGGCCAAGCCCUUGGAGAUCGAGAUCAGCGCCACCCUGGACCGCAAGGUGCGCCGCCUGAGCUGGGCCGACGCCACUGCACCCGAAGCCCCCAGGCCGCUGGCAAUCCGCGACGUGAUGAGCACCACCCGCCCACCAGUCCUGGACCCGUUAUUCAUGUGCCAGACGCAGUUGGAGAUGCCCUGCUUGGCCCUGGGCCCAGCCAAGGUGCAGCAGGAGGUGUGCCAGCCUGCUGUGCCACCCGGCAAGACCCCGUGCCUGGCCCACGCCCUGGUGGAGUCGCUGGACCAGGACCAAGCCGUGCAGGACCUGCACCAGGCCCUGGCCAAGGGGCUGGGGAAGGGGCGCGGCCGGCCGUGCGUGGAGUACCCCGUCUGCCUGCUUUGCGGCCGCUGCACCCCCUACUGCCCCCACCCGCCCACGCGGUACAGCCCUUCCCUGGUGGUCUACCCCCGGCUGAGCGUGCGCGAAGGCGAGGUCCACAUGGGCCUGGGCUUCUUGCUGAAGAUCAAGCGCUCCGAGGCCAACGAAUGGGGGCUGGUGUGCAAGCCGGACGCCUCCCGGACGCGCCCGGGCAAAGAGGGGCUGCCCUCCAAGCCGGACAGGAGCAAGGGCAAGCGGCGGAAGAGCAAGGCAGCCGCCCCCCAGCCUCGGGACCCAGAGAAGGUUGUCCGCGUGCACAGGCAGCAGUCGGCAGAGAGGCUGGACAUGAGGCCUAAAAACCACGGCCGGAGCAUCCCAAAACCCGUCCCGCCACCGAAAAUGAAGCCCGAGCCGGAACUCCGAAUGCCGGCCCCCAGCACGGUGCUUGCCGUGCCCCCCAAGAAGCGCCCCAACAUCCUGAAGCGGCUGCUUCUCUGCAUCAAGAACGUCUGGGCGAAGGUGCGAGGCAAACCUGUCAAGCCCCCCAAGAGGCAGGGCUCCCCGCCUGCCCUGCCCAAGUCCCCCGAGAGGCCGUGGUCCCCUUCGUCCUCCCCCGACGACUCCAAGCCCCCAAACCACGAGGGGAUCUUGCUCCACAGGCAGGACUCUCUGCUCACAAAUAUAAAUGCCUUGGAGCCCAGCCCCAGGCAAAGUUCCCGGAGGGUGUCCCUGCAGCUCGGCACGCCCAAGGCGCCACGGAGCCCCCAAAAGUCCGGGGCGCUGAAGAAAUUGUCCAGGCAACCCUCCCCGGUGCAAUUCAAGAAGGCCUCGUCCAAGCAGAAAUCCCACAGAAGCAGCGCGCCCUAAGGGCCUCGGCAAAGGCACUCAGCCCGCUUGCCUUGGCGCAGAAAAGGCUCCGUGGCCAGAGGGCUGGGGAAGGGACUCUCCCGCAGGGACCUUUGCUUUCCUUAUCCUCCUCCAGAGGCGGGACACAGCUGGUCUGUGUUGCUUCAUUCCAGGCUGCAAAUAAAUUGGCUGGACGUUUA